UUAAAAUGUAUUCUUGCGUCACAAUUUGCAGACAGUCUAAAGAUCUACAGAGCAAAACUAAAACUGAAGCACAAUGUCUUAAUUACUGAAAGAUAUAGACUAAUCCAGCUUGAAAUGUAAUGCUAAUGGCUGUUUUGCCUUCUUUGUUUCAGUUCAUUAUUGGAGAAGAUGGGGCAUUUGGUAACAACAUCUCGCAUAGUUGUGCAGAUGGUACAAUUGGUAUGACCUUGACUGAUUAUGUUUCAGCAUCCAUCAAGAAACUAGAGAUCAUAGAGUCUCCCACGGUGCCUUUGCCCACACCUCAGAAACUACACUUCAACAUCACAGCUGACAUCAAAAAAGCAAUUGAGGAGGCCAAACAAAGCAUUGAUAAAAUCGUCCAAGACCUGGAUUUCAGUAUUCUCUCAUUCAGCCACUAUGGGAAAAACUUUCUAAAAGCAAACAAGAUGAGUCCUGAUCCUUUCAUACAGAUGGCUAUACAGCUGGCCUACUACAGGGUGCACCUGCAGCACUGUGCAUCUUAUGAAGCUGCCUCAAUGCGACUUUUCAGGCAGGGACGUGUAGGUGAAAUCCCCUCAACUUCAAGUGCCUCAGUUGCCUUUGUCAUGGCUUUUAAUGACCCAAACAAGAAGAACACAGAGAAAGUGGAUCUUUUGAGGAAAGCUAUAGAAGUGCACAAGUGGAACACUAGCAUGGAAAUUAGUGGACAGACAGUCUUUGGGCACUUCCUGGGUCUACAGCACCAAGCAACUGAGAAAAAUAUUCCCAUGCCGGACAUCUUCACAGACGCCUCCUUUGAUAAAGUUUUUGACUAUCGACUUGCUACAAGUCAGGUGCAGUCCAAAUCUGGUUGUCUCCCAUGUGCUUGUCCUUAUCAACGUAAAACGUAUGAUAUAUGCUAUACUCUUUUGAAGGAUGACAUGGCUUUUGUGUUGUCAGCCUUCAAAACAAACACAGAAAAUAAUUCAGAAGAGCUGAAAAAAGCUGUGGAGGAUGCACUGCUGGACAUGAGGACCAUACUGUGAAAACAAAGACAUGAAUAAAGUGGUGGCUUUUCACUUUUGUUGAAUGCAACAUUUGCUUGACCAACAGUGUUGGUCAAGCAAAUGUUUAUGCUGGUAAAAAGAAAUGAUCAGUUGUAGUCAAUUGUAAUCACUAAUGAGAAGUUUAUACAAGUUUGUACAACUUAUUAAAAGAUUUAAGUGAGUUAUAUAUUUGAACCUGUAUACAUUUGAUGCCAAGUGUUUGAAUUCAUUUUAGAUUUUCUCUAACUUGUCCAGGCAAUUCUGUUUUUGAAGUCAAUUUGACGCCUAUUUUUGUGUUAAAAAAGAAGUAUAGGUGGCUAAAAAGAUAUUUAAUUAUUGUGAAGCGAAAAGGUCUCCAUCCAUUCUGUUUUAAGGCUCAGAUAUAUGACCAUAAUGUCAAGGCUUAGUUGGACACAUUGUACUUGCUAUUAAGUACCUAAUUAAAAAAACAAACUGAAAUGUAUGAUUUUACAUAGAAUAUUUGAAAAAACUGUCCAGGAGAUUUUCUAUGAUAAAAUAUGCAAUUUGUCUGUCAACACAGAAGAACUGAUGGCAUGUGGAAGGUCCCCACACUUUUACCUUUUCCACAACUCAGAGGAUAUCACCAGGCCAAUCAUCUCUCUAGAGAUUUUUUUGUUUUGUCUCUGUAAUUCAUGGUUUUGUAUUUUGGUAUUUUAAUUCUGAGCCUUCAGUUGGUUAUGGUGUACGGGGGGGAAAGGGUUUUCCGGUACUAUGUAAGUUAGGAUGUAGAUUCCCUGCAGAAGCCUAAAUGAAGUCUUAAUGUUAGAAGGAUAUUUAGUGCAGAAUUUAUUUUAUUUUUUUUUUACUAACUAUCCUGCUAUUUCAGACCCAUGCUGUAUUCCAAAGCCGCCAUGUCUGACUGAACGUGUGGUGGUCAUGACAACAGCAGCAAAAACUCAUGUUUGUGUGUGUAUUACCAUGACAUUUCCAGACCUAUAAAAUAAAGCAUUACAAUUACAAAACCAACAUGUCUAUAUAUUGGCUUUUAUUGAGGGAUCAGUAUUCAUAUCUCCAUAUAAAGAACAAAGCAUGAAAAGUAACAACGGCAAAAUGAAG
Molecule: messenger RNA, 2102 nt
Organism: Haplochromis burtoni (Burton's mouthbrooder)
Lineage: Eukaryota; Metazoa; Chordata; Actinopteri; Cichliformes; Cichlidae
Product: carnitine O-acetyltransferase
Exons: 7
Coding region: 120-1025 (301 amino acids)
Biological process (GO): carnitine metabolic process, CoA-linked
Cellular component (GO): peroxisome
Molecular function (GO): carnitine O-acetyltransferase activity
Source: RefSeq, a predicted model, not a curated record